GAAAGAGAGAGCCGACUAUUAUUAUAGUAGUUAUUAUAGUGAACGUUGAAUACACUGUAAAUGUGGGACAACUCAUACACACAACUGACUACUCAUACGAUUGACUAUCAAAUGAAUAUAAUAUAAGGAUAUGUUGUGAACAUCAGUGAGACUCCAGUGAAGUGACUGUAGAAUCACUGCUAACAACACAACACAGUAUUAAAGCUAUCAGUGAAGCGACGAUUGAUUUAAGUUUGAAAUACCGAUAACUUUGACGGACACCGAUAUAAAGUGAAACAAUAAACCAUUUACACAACGAUCUCACUUUUGACUGGUUUUUAACAAAUAAAAAUAUUUUUAAGGAAAUGUCUGUAUCACAUAUUGGUCGUCGAUUUGUCCCACUUUUAGAUCGCGUUUUAGUUGAAAGAUAUGCCGGUUUGGCCACUGUUUCUGCCCGUCAUAUAUCAGCCGAUGCGACGGAUUUGAAAGGAGUUUUGGCCAAAAAGAUUGUCGAACACCAGAAACGGGUCAAAGAAUUCCGUAGCGCUUAUGGAUCCAAAGUGAUCGGAGAGAUUACUGUCGAUCAGGUUUAUGGAGGAAUGAGAGGUCUAAAAUCAUUGGUCACCGAAACUUCAUAUUUAGAUCCCGAAGAGGGCAUUGCUUUUAGAGGAUAUUCUAUUCCUGAAAUAAAGAAAAUUCUUCCGACAGCACAGGGCGGUGAAGAGCCACUUCCUGAAGGCUUAUAUUGGUUAUUAUUGACAGGAGAGGUGCCGACUGCUGAUCAAGUAAAAGGAGUGUCCAAAACUUUGGCCGCACACGCAGAUCUGCCAUCACAUGUGGUUACAAUGCUUAAUAACUUUCCAUCACAUUUGCAUCCAAUGUCUCAAUUGAGUGCAGCCGUAACCGCUUGUAAUACUGAAUCAUUGUUUGCAAAGGCUUAUAAUGAAGGAGUAAACAAAGCGACGUAUUGGGAACACACCUUUGAUGAUGCUAUCCGACUGAUUGCUAAAUUACCGACAAUAGCGGCUACUAUUUACCGCAAUUUAUAUCGUGACGGAUCAUCAAUUGGAGCCAUUGAUACUAAUAAGGAUUGGUCGGCGAACUUCACUUCAAUGCUGGGAUAUAAUGAUCCGAAAUUUACUGAAUUAAUUAGACUUUAUUUAACGAUUCAUAGUGAUCACGAGGGCGGUAAUGUUAGUGCACACGCAACUCAUUUGGUUGGAAGUGCUCUAUCAGAUCCUUAUCUUUCAUUUUCUGGAGGAAUGAACGGUUUAGCCGGUCCUCUGCAUGGUUUGGCUAAUCAAGAAGUAUUGAUUUGGUUAACAAAACUACAAAAAGAAUUGGGUCAAGAAGUGUCUGAUGAGAAACUUAAGGAUUUUGUUUGGAAAACAUUGAAAUCAGGACAGGUUGUUCCCGGAUAUGGUCACGCAGUGUUGCGUAAGACUGACCCGAGAUAUAUAGUUCAAAGAGAGUUCUCAUUGAAACACUUACCAAAUUAUCCAUUGUUUAAAUUGGUGUCACAAAUAUACAAAAUAGUUCCACCGAUUCUCUUAGAAUUGGGUAAAGUGAAGAAUCCCUGGCCUAAUGUUGACGCCCACUCUGGUGUUAUAUUACAAUAUUACGGUAUGAAAGAAAUGAGUUACUAUACGGUACUGUUUGGAGUUUCACGUGCUUUGGGUGUAAUGGCUUCGCUGACAUGGGAUCGAGCAUUAGGUCUGCCCAUUGAGAGACCCAAAUCAAUGACUACUGAAGGUCUCCAGAAAUUAGUUGGCGCAACAUAAUUGUCUCAAUGAUUUUAAAGAUUGUAUUAUCAAUUGAAUCAAUUAUAACUAAAUUUUUGCCGUGUGAACAGUUUUUAGUAAAUUAAUUAAAUUAAGCUCUCAUUUUAAUUAUUGAUAGAAAGUGUUAUUUUUGUGAUUUAGGUUUUAUUUAGCACCUCAUCAGUGAUUUAGCGAAUCUUGAUAUUCGGUUUUAUGUAAAAAAUAAAUACAUUAAUAACUCAUA
Oppia nitens is the source of this 1983-nucleotide messenger RNA. It is a transcript of the gene kdn, whose product is annotated as probable citrate synthase 1, mitochondrial. Lineage: Eukaryota; Metazoa; Arthropoda; Arachnida; Sarcoptiformes; Oppiidae. The record is from RefSeq and is a predicted model, not a curated record. Bases 345 to 1760 code for a protein of 471 amino acids. The transcript is spliced from 7 exons. Gene Ontology annotation, cellular component: mitochondrial matrix. Gene Ontology annotation, biological process: carbohydrate metabolic process; citrate metabolic process; tricarboxylic acid cycle.